GCAUAUUUUAAUAUCUUUGUCGCUGGCGUAAAUGUGGUCAGACGUUCGCUUGACUAGCCAAUCAUGUAGGUGAUUGUCUUUGUUGCGGUAGGCACCAUGUGAUUUUGACGUCCCUCGUCUGUUGGAGAUGCUUGGCGUUGGCAUAACGAACUAUAGUACCGUGCCAUGUAUUAUCCUGCUGCGCUUCCAUCUUCUAUCUAAGUUCCAAAUGAUGUGUGUAUGGACGUGUACUUUCUGUUCCACUUCCACCGUAGUUGUUUGGGCUCUUUCCUGGAGCCGAGCAGGAGAUUGAAACUCAACUCAGAUUAUAGAAAGUUUCGAUUCAUUGUAAAAUCAUGCUAGCUAGACCACCCUGAGCAAAUAUUGGGAGUUGCAAAAGGCUUUCCAGUGAACGAGGCGCAUUGUUCACAGCAAAACAAAAUGGGGGGCCAGGGUUCUAAAGUUACGGUUCCGCAACAUGAUCAAGAGCUGGUGGCAACCGAAAUCGCGACAAAACUUGCAAAUGAGAAUUUACCUGCAAGAGAUGUACAAGAAACAGCUGAACAAGAGAUCAAUCAAGCCGCCAAGGACGACGCCAUCACUCGCAACCUCAGUAGCUCUCAACGGGAAAUGGAACAAACAAUAAAAGCGAAAUUACAAGACGACCCCGCGUUCAAGCAGGUCAUGGAGUCCAUCAAGGACGGCAAGGCGACCGAGCUGCACGCGCGUUACUGGUCCGCCCCCGAUUAUCCUUUCCCUUAUCAUACUGCAAAGUUGUUGCCUUUUGCUUUUCCAGAAGACAGUUCGAAGAGAAGUGAAAAAUGGAAAAGGUAGGAACGCUAUACUCAUUUCCAUUGAUGUCAUGCUCAUGCAUAAGAUUGCCUUUAUCUUACAGCACUCAAUAAUGAUGUUCCUCCGCCUCUACUGCAGAGCAAGGGAGUUUCAGUUACUUGCUUCACGACUAGGAUGUAUCGGGGCGGCAGCUUUACAGAUGAUAACAAGAUAAACCACCUUAUUUUCGCCAAUACUGAGAUACCCGAGCUGAAUUCUGAACCUGAAGGCCCAGGACCCAAAAUCGAGCUCGUCAAAGGUGAUGGUGAUUUCAAGGACACAGCUACCGAAAACACGAUAAGUCGUCCGGCCGAUUAUUUCGAGCGCGGCGGAAAAGUCACUUUUGACGUGGUGAAGGGCGAGGGCGAACAGAACGAGUUGGAAAUGGAGUUCCAAGCUUACGUGGAUACGAUGCCCCAUGUGGAAAUCUCCAAACAAGGCAGUGUUGCAACUUCGGCCUCCUCCUCCACGCUGCAGCAACAGCAAAUCGGCGAUAAAACGUCGACCCACGAUGUGCCCAACACCGAUCCAGCAGAAAGAGAAACCGUCACCACCGAGGACGCAAAUCAACCAACUACACCCAGCAUCAAGAAGAACCCAUCGUUCCGUGGCACAGCGAGGCUGCAGAAGGAGCAAGAAGAGAAACAACAAGCCAAAGCGCUGGUGGAACAACAAGAAGCCAAAGCUGCGUCAUCGGCCACCGCUACCUCCGCCACUUCUGCGUCCGCCAUCCAAUUGGAAGACCAAAGUGCGGACAAGAAGAUGAAAAACAAAAACGCGGCGUUCCAAUCUCACUCCUAUACCAGAACUUUCACCUUCGAAAAACCGGCUGCAACCAACGCGUUCUUCUUCCAGGACGAGCAGACCGCCUUCAAGUUCAAGACCGACGCCGCCAACCUAAAGUCGAUUCUGCACAACCAGAAUGUCCAGGUGUUCGGGGUGAUCUCCAUCUUCGGUCUGAUUGUGCUGCGCUGCAUCUACAACCGGAGUAAAAAUCACGAAAAUGUGCACGACAAGAUGAAACCCUCGUCUUCGCGCCAGUUCGACGAGAAUCUGGGUCCGAAACUUGCCGCGCGGAUGAAAACCGGAAAUACCACCUCCACGAGCAGCAGUUUUGCUUCUUUGCACAGUAAAAAAUCGUCCGCUAAGAAGAUGACCGGGAGCAAGUUCGUGGAGAUGUACGGUGCGGUCAGUCCGAGCUUCGAUCGGAUGCGUAGUGCGCACGGCGAUGCUAUCGGGAUGUCUUUCGAAUCGGAGAUGGAGCCGGAUGAGGAGGUGGAUUGAGGUUGUGUUUUCCUCUGACGGGGAGGAACUCUUCUUCUUGUCGAAAAUGAUCGCAGACGCAAGCAUCGAAACGUCUGCAGUUAGCUGCAGCCACAUUCGCACGAGACACAUGAACCGAAGUACGAGAGAACUCGGAAGCGCGUUUCCUACUACCAAGGACAAAAUCCUAGAUUACAAUUACGCCUACUCCUACACCUCUGGCUGCAGGAGAAAAACUAAAUAAUGGGAUUCGUGCACUGAGCUCGACUCGGUGUCAUCUCUCUUUGACUCUAAGCUUUGCUUAUUCACGAAUAACAGACAAAUUACCAAUCGAAAAAAGUGAAUUAUGAAGCGAUUGUAUAUCCAGUCUAUCUCUACUUAUCGUGUGCUUUGACCUCAACUUUUACAACUUGACAACUAAUACAUGAUAUCUUGUUUUGCGAAAACGCUUGAGAGAUACACUUGUAAGCACAUCCAAAAAGACGAAAGAGAAGAUGAUGGUCUCUACUAAACGGAUAAGCUUGUUGUGACUGAAUGAAUGAAUUGUGCCGCUCAAUAUGUGGUCCUCUUGAUGCAAAUUUUAAUUUUCGCACUGAUUCUAGAAAAAAAUCUUGUACCAAACCUGUAUCCUCGUGAAAUAUUCCCUAUUCGCUCCGAGCAAGAGCGUCAACGUACAGUCGUCGAAGCAUCAGGCUUGUGACGAAAUUAACGUGAAGAAAUAGCAAUGAAUUAUAAUUGAAAGCGAAAUUUCAAAAAUUAACAAGUCGUAAAACUGUAUUAAAAAAUGUACAUUGUUUACCUAUCAAUUGAAAUUGAAAACAAAAAGCGCCUAGGUUGUCGUAGUGUGUUAGCAGCGCAGGCUAUCACAUGUCGAUAAAUGGAGUGCUGUAGUUGUAGCUGGAGCUAGGAAGAAAGGAGAAGCUGACGAGUAGCACCGGACCCGAAAUACUUCCUCCUCCAUCAACACUGUAUAAAUAGAAAGGCGUGCUUUGAAAAACAAGAAGAGUAACGAAGCAACGCGAGGGUUUUGCUUUAGCCGUUGUGGAACCUCCGGGUCAUCAGGCAGGAACAGCCUACGCGCCGCUCCGCACCGUGUUCAUCAAUCGCUU
Molecule: messenger RNA, 3182 nt
Organism: Amoebophrya sp. A120
Lineage: Eukaryota; Dinophyceae; Syndiniales; Amoebophryaceae
Source: the annotation of a GenBank genome assembly